AUGUCAGGUGAUGAUGAUGCUCUCAAGAUGCUAGAGGCUUUGACUAUGGACGACUCCGAGUCUGACGACGGUCCGCCUGUAUCUUUGGCUACAACCACAACGUCGACCGAGGCAAGUGCAAGACGCCCACCUCCUCCGUCGAGCUCUCCACCACCGCGGGUCACAGAGACCCGUGACCCGCUCGAGACUGCUGCUCUCAACUCGCGUAUCUCGCAGUUGGAGCGUGACCUGGCAAGCGCCAAGCGCCGCGGACGUGACGCCGAGAGCACCGCCGACAAGCUCCGACGGGAGCUUGAUGCUGCGCGGCGGCGCAUUCGUGAGGCCGAGGAUGAGACGGCUCGAGCUCGCGACGAAGCCUCUGUCCUCCGCGACCAGCUGGCAACGGCAAGCGCAAACUCGGCGGCGGCGUCGAGCUCGGCGGCGGACACGCUGCGGGCACGGCGGGAUGCGCUCGAGCGCGAGUUCCGCGAGAAAAUCGACCGCCACCGCGACGAGGCGACGCGCGCGGCUGAGGCCCGCGCUCUGGCACUCCGCUCGGAGCUGGAGCGCGAGGCUUCGGCUCGGCGCGAGAAGCUCGAGCGGGAUGCCCGCGAGAUGCUGGCGCGGCACAUGGAGGAAGCCGAGCGUGAGCUGAGCGCCCGGCGUGAGGCCAUGGAGCGCGAGCAUGACGAACGGAUCCGCGACGCCAUGGACCGCAUAUCGUCGGAGCGCCGCGAGCUGCGGGUCAGCUACGAGCGCAAGUCGGAGACACUCCGGGUUGAGGCCAUCAAGCACAAGUCGGCCCUCGAUGCGCGGAUCGAGGAGCUCGAGGACGCGCUGCGCGAGGCAAACGCCCAGCUCGCUGACACCAAGUACGCCAUCGAGCGCGAGGUCAAGGCCAAGCACGCCGCAACUAUGGCGGCCAUGCAGCGUAAGUUUGAGGACGAGCGGGCCUCGCUAGUGCGCGAGAACGAGGCUACGGUGGACAAGUACGAGGAUGCCCUGGCGGCGCUCCGCCAGCAGCACGCGCUGGCGAUCAAGGCGCGGUCAGCCAAGCUUGACGAGCUGGUGGCGACAACGGCCAAGGCCGAGGCCGAACGGGCAGCGCAGUUUGCGGACAUGGUGGCACAGAUGGAGAGCUCGGUCCAGGGCCAGCUCGGCGUGCUCAAGCGCGAGCUGGCGCAGUCUCAGGACGCCAACGCCAAGCUCGCCGAAGAGCUGCAGGCUGCGACGGUGGCGCUCGCCGAGUCUGAGCAAGCGCUGACCAAACAGACGUCGCUGCUCAAGAGCCAGGCGGCGCGCGAUGCCGCCGAGCUUACUGCCAAGCUCAACGACGAGAUUGUGCAGCUCCAGGUCCAGCUGUCCGAAAUGACAGACACUGUUGCGGAACUCGAGCGCGACAAGGCUGUAGAGGCGCAAAAGGUCCAGAAGGAGAUUGAGCUGGCGAUGAAGACCAAGUACCAAAACAUCCAGGCCGAGUUUGAGGAGCGGUUCCUCGCCGAGCAAGAGGCCCGGAUCCGGCAGCAGGAGGAGAUUCUCCUGGCACGCGAGGCCGAACUUGAGGCGCGCGAGGCCGACAUGCUCGACAACUUCCGCAAGCAACGUGACGAGAACGAGGCCCAGCUCCAGCGCAAGGUGGCGACGCUCCAGAAGGAGCUGCUCGCCAAGCAGGCCAAAAUCGAGGAGGAGAUGCAGACACGCGACUCGGAGCGCGAGUUUGAGGCGACGUCGCUCAAGGCCGAGCUUCAGCGGCAGGCGGAGCUGCGCAUUGUCGAGCUCGACAACAAGGCUGAGGAGCUGCGGCUGGCCAAAAUUGCGUUCGAGAAGGACAUGCGCGCCAAGUAUGAGGCCGCCAAGGCCGCCGACGAGGCCCACCUCGAGAAGCGCCGGCGCGAGCUCGACGCGCACAGCGAGGAGAUGCAAGCCCGGCUUGACAGUCAAGCUGAGGCGCUGCGCAACAAGGAGUCGGCGCUGUGGGACGCGCUCGCCGAGCGCGAGACUGCAGCACAGGCCGAGCGCGAGGAGAUGCAGGCUGCGCUGUCGGCCAAGCACGCGGCGCUUCAGGCGGAGCUGCUUGACAAGGCGGCGGCCCGUGAAAAGGCGCUGCUGGCACGCGAGAAACAGCUUGCCACUGACUUUUCCCGCAAGGAGAAGGACCUUGCACUUCAGACAGAGGCGCUUCGGUCGCAGCUGCUCGAGGAGCAUCGGGCACUGAUGGACGAGACAGCCGCGUCUGCGGCUACUGUCGAGGACGAAAAGGCCGAGUACAUGACCAAGCUCCAGCUUGCGUACGACGAGCAACUUGCUGCCCUGCAGACACGCGAGCGCAAGCUCAACGACGCGCUCAACGGUACCAAACAGUCGAUUGCCGAGCAGCUGGCUGCAAACGAGGCGGCGCGACUCGAGGCUGAGCACGCGAUGAUCGACAAGCUACAGGCGAUGGCCGACGAGCACGCGGCACGGGUGGCAGAGCACAACCGCGCCCGGUCAGUUAAGGAGCAGGCGCUACUCUCCAAGCGACAGGAGGUGGCGACGCUGCUGGCUACCAAGGAGGCCGAGCUGGAGGCGGCGGCGUCUGAGGCACUUGCAGCCCGCGAGGCAGCGCUCGAGGCAACGUACAACGAGCGGGUGGUGGCGCUCAAGCAGCGCGCGGCAUCCGAUGCUGCGGCGCUGGAGGAGGCCAAGGCCAAGUUUACCAAGCAUCGAGCUGAGGUUGAGGCUGAGGCCAGUGAGACGCUGGCCAAGCGGCUGGCAGCGCUUGAGGCCGAGUACAUGGACAAGGUGGCGGCACUUGACUCGCGCGAGGCCGACAUCUUGAUCAAGGCACAGGCGCUGGUUGACAACGCACACAACGAGCUCCGAGAGGCCGCAGUCAAGCGCGAGAACGAGUACGCCGCAGCACAGCAGGCUGCAACCAAGCGCGAGCUUGACCGUCAGGCUGCGUUUGCGGCCAAGUCAGCGGCGGCGCAGGCCGAGAUGGAUGGCAUUCUUGAUGCUCUCAAGUCGCAGCUUGCGGUGUCACAGGAGCGGCAGGCCGAGCUGGCCAACCAGCUCUCGGCACUCAACGCGGCUGUGGAGGAGGAGAAGGCACGCGGCCGGUCUGCUAUUGCAGACCUCACCAUUGCUCACGAGGAGCAGCUGUCGGAGAUGCGUGCGGAACACAACCGGGCGCUUGCCUCCAAGGACGUUGACAUGGCUGCCUACGAGGCGUCGAUGGUGGCGGCGUUGGAGGCGUCACGGGCCAAACAGAACGCGGUGCUUGACGAGCGCGAGGCGGCGAUCAAGGUCGCCGAGCGUGCGGUCCAGUCAACACUGGAGGAGGCUCGGUUGGAGCUGGAGGCCAAGACGCACGUCAUCCGGACCGAGCUCGAGGCCGAGGCAGCAGCCAAGCUCGACGCGCUGGUCAACGAGUACUCUGCCAAGAGGCUGGAGGCUGACGCCGAGCUGGCGGCCGCCAAGCGGGACGUUGCGGCGCGUGCCGAGGCGGCUCGUGCAGACCUCGAGGAGGAGCGGGCAGCGCUUCGGCGGCAGCAUGCUGAGGCAAUGGAAGCUGUGGAGGCGCGACGCAACGAGAUAUAUGACCACAUGCAGGCGCAGAUUCGCCAGCUGGAAGAGUCAAAGGAGGCGUUCCGCGCCAAGGUCCAUCGUGAGCUCGAGGACGAGCGGCUGAAGGACGCACAGACGCUGGCCGAGGCCAAGGCCAAGCUCUCCGAGAUGGAGGAGGAGGCUCUGGCCAAGGCGGCGACGGCGCGGGCGUUGCUUGCCGAGAAGGAGCGGGGGCUCGAGGUCCGCGAGUCCGAGCUCAAGUCUGCGAUGGCGGCCAAGCUUGCCGAGGCGCGAGCUGCGGAUGAGGCUGAGCUUGCGGCGCUCCGUGCUGCGCUGGCCGAGAAGGAGGCUGCGCUUGACGCGCGCAAGACCGAGGUUGAGGCCGAGCUCAAGGCUGCGCUUGCGGCUAGCGAGUCGGACAAGGCUGCGUUCAAGCAGGCGGUGUACAAGCAGCUUGCGGAAGAGCGUGCAGCCGACAAGGCUGCGGCCGAGGCAGCAGCGGUUGCCCUUGCCGAGACUGAAAAGGCAAUGUACGAGCGGGCGUCGGCACUGGCGGCAGAGGCCAAGGCUGCGCGCGCCAAGGCCGAGGCUGACCGCCAGGCUGCACUUGCACGACUCGAGUCCGAGUUCGAAAAGCGGACGAUGGAGCUCGACGCCGACCGCAACGCGUUUGAGAGCGAGCUCCGCGAGAAGCAGGAGGCGUUCCGGGUUGAAAUGGCCGAGGCGGCACGCAAGAAGGAUGCCGAGCUUGCGGCAGCCAAGAAGGAGCUGUACGAGCGGGAGCAGCAGCUCGCGCUCGAGGCUGCACACCAGCGCGCCGACCUUGACCGCGCGUUUGAGGCCAAGGAGCGCGAGCUCCGUGGUGAACUUGUGGCGCGCAAGCAGGAGCUCGAGAUCGAGUCUGCGCGGCAGCGUGCCGAGAUGGAGGAUGCUGUCGAGGCUGCGCUUGCCCGCGAGCGUGAGGUCAAGGCCGAGGCGGCCGCCAAGGUGGAAAAGAUGGAGAACGCUCGGCUGCGGCAGGCUAAGGUUGAUGCCGAGGAGCGGGCCAACUUUGAGCGGCAGCUGGUGGCCAAGUAUGAGACGCUUUCGGCGACGCUGCGCGAGAAGGCGGCGCAGAAGGAGCAAGAGGCCAAGCUCGCGGCCGAGCGUGCGGCGGCCGAGGCCCGGGCUCGGAUGGACGAGCUCGAGCAGGCGUUUGCGCUGAAGGAGGAAGCACUCAACGACCGGCGUUCCGAGCUGGAGCAGGAGAAGCGCGCUUACGAGGCCGAGCUGCACGCAGCACAUAGGGCCAAGCUUGCCGAUCUUGACGAGAAGGCACAUCGUCUUGUCGCCGAGCAGGCGAAGUUUGAGAAGGAGGUCAACGCAAAGGCUGAUGCUCAGAUUGCGGCGCGGAACGCCGAGCUCGAGGAGGCUGCAGAGGCAAUGGAGACCAAGGCACGGCGGGCGCGGCAGGAGAUAGAGGCACGCGAGCGUGCGGUGAGCACCAAGCUCGCCGAGGCUGAAGCGGCGCUGAUGGCCAAGUACGAGGAUAAGCUGCGCGAGGUGAAGAAGUUCUCUGCUGAGCGCGAGGGCAAGCUCGAGGAGCGUCAGGCCGCGUUCAUGGCUGCGUUUGAGGAGACCAAGGCGCAGCAGUCCGCGGCGCUGGAGGCGCGCCGGAACGAGCUCUCGCAGCGUGAGGAGGCGAUGCGAGCGAAUGUUCAGGCGCAGCUCGACGCGCUUGCGGCCAAGCGGGCUGCAGACGAGGCCGAGCGAUCUGCGUUUGUGGUCAAGAUGCUCGAGGAGCGCAAGGACGCCGAGGCUGCGGCGAACGCGGCUGCGCUUGCUGCGGAGGCCAAGAUGCAGGCCAACUUUGAGUCGCUGAUGCGGCAGGUUGCGUCUGAGAAGGCGGCGAACGAGAGCAAGCUCCGUGAGGAGCGUGCAGCCGCUGCUGCCGAGAGUGAUGCGCGGCGCGCCGAGGUCGAGGAACUGCGUCGCGAGAUGUUGACCGAGGCUGCGGCCCGCGAGAGCGAGAUGCGCGCCGAGAUCGAGGCUGCGAAGCGUGCCGACGAGGCUGAGGCUGAGGCGAAGCGCAAGGAGCUUGCGCGUGCCGAGAAGGAGCUUUACCAGGAGUUCCUUGCGCGAGCUGAAGCGCAUAAGAAGGAGGUGUACCGCGAAGCCCGCGAGUUCUUGGAGGCCAAGCGUCGCGAGCUGGCGACGACGACCGAGGAACAGCUCAAGGUUGUGGACGAGAUCAUGCGCGAGCGGACGGAGUACGAGGCCGAGGUCCAGGCUGCACUUCACGAGCUGCGAAUGACGAACCGCGAGUUGGAGGACAAGGUGAGCGUAAUGAUCAAGGAGAAGGAAGCAAUGGCAACCCGGACGGUUGCGACCAAGGCGGCACAUGCCAAGGAGAUGCGCGACAUGGAAGCAGCGGCGACCAAGGCACGCAACGAGCUCAAAGCCCAGUUUUCGUCUGAGAUCAACGACAAGAUGGCUGCAAUUUCGCGGCUGACAACGGAGCUUGCUGAUACGGAGCGGGCCAGUCGGCUUGAGCUGGAAAAGGCACGAAACGAGAUCGAGGCUGAGAUGAAGGCCGAGUACGAAGGCGUGCAGAAGAAGCAGGAGGCUGCGAUUCUCGCGCUUGCCGAGGACGCGCGGCAGAAGGCACGUGAGGAGGCGAUCGAGCAGCGGGCCGAGUGGGAGCAGGAGCUCCACGAGCACUACUCGCGUGCGCAGGCCGAGGCGGAGCGGCGGUGGCAGGGCGAGUACGACAAGCUUGUGCGGACAGAGAAGGAGAAGCUCCGCGAGAUGCGGGACGAGCUGAACCGGACGGCACAGGCUAACGUGCAGCGGGUGCUAGGCCAGUGGCGCGAGGCUGAGGAGAAGGCGAGCAAGGAGCGGCUGCAGUUUGAGAAGGAAAUUCAGGCCAAGUACGAGUCUGUGAUGGCAGACUACUCUGCCAAGAUUGCGCGGUUGGAGCGCGAGAAGGAGGCGAUCGAGGCGCACAAGUGGGAGGCGCUCGAGGCGGCGUCCAAGGAGCGCGACGCGUACGAGGCUGAGCAGCGGGCCAAGUUUGAGGCUGCUGCGGAGGAGCAGCGACGGUCGUUUGUGCAGGCAAAGCAAGAGCUGGAGCGGCACUACCGGACGGAGAUGGAGGACCGCGACUCGCGGCUGCUCGACGCGGCCAAACAGGACCAGGCGGACCGGGCCAAGUACGAGGAGCAGCUACGGGCCAAGUUCCAGGUUGUGGUUGAGCAGAGUCAGGCCGAGCUCAAGGCGCAGCAGGAGCGGUGGCUCAAGCGCGACAUGGAGGAGAUGGAGCGGCGGGCCGGGAUGGAGAUGGAGCGGAUGCGGAUGCUUGCCGAGAUGGAGGACAAGGCGGAGACGGAGGCGCGGAUGCGGUAUGCGACGCUCAUGUCCGAGCUGGAAUCGUCGUGGCGGGCCGAGGCAGCGAGCCGUGAGGCCAAAAUCGAGGCACGGCUGACGGCGCACUACGACGAGCUUCUGCGGGCCAAGAGCGAGCAGCUCGAGCUUGCGCUUGCGGUCAACUCUGAGCUUGAGGAGAACGAGAAGACGCGCUGGGCCGAUGCGCUCGAGGAGCUGAAGCGGAAGCAUCUCAACACCAUGUCGAGCUACGAGGAGAAGCUUCGCGCCAAGUAUGAGGCGAUGAUGGAGCAGUACGACAAGCUGUACCACAAGCAGGUUGCCGACGUCGAGGCUAAGUCACUGUCUGUGGCGUCGGAUGCCAACGCGUCUGCGCGUGCAUCGCAGGCGCAGCUGCGUAAGUUCAAGAUUGCGUUUGGCAAGUGGAAGUUUGACUACCAGCUCGAGCUGCAGAGCAAGUACGAGAAGGUCAUUUCGGAGCUGCAGGACCGGUACCUUCACGAGGUCGAGGCGCGUGCGCACGAGGCGUCGUCGUUCCAAGAGGCGGCGAAUCUGUCGUCGCUUGCGGCGUCGGAGCGGUCGCUCGGCGUGAGCCGGUCUGCGGCGGCGUCAAUGGCGGCGUCCAAGGAGGCAGCGUCGCACGCGGAGAGCGCGUCUGCAGAACUUGUGCAGCUGAAGAACCGGGUGCGCGAGCUGUGGAAGGCGCUCGACGAGGAUGUCGAGGUGCAGAACGGGUUCCUCGCCCGGGCGACCGAGAUUGCACCGGACGUGCACGGGCUUGUGCGGCUGUACUCGCGCGAGGCGAACAAGCUGUCCGGCAAGCUGCCUCUUGUGCAAAAGGCGGCGCGGCGUGAGUUCCUGAGGUACCGGCUGUCAGCGUCGUCGGGCGGACCUGCAGACCGCGGGAUGGUCGACGAGAUGCAGCAGCUGACGGCAGAGCUCUCACGCGAGGUUGCCGGGUGGGAGCGCGAGUGGAACGAGACGUUUGCGUACCGUGGCGAGCCAUACGUGCAGCGGAUGCGUAACGAGUCUGCCGGAGGCGAGGUGCCGGUGCGCGAGUCUGCUGUCCGGAGCCACGGGACAGUUAGUGGCGUGGGGACGUCUGUGAGCGGGGCGGCAGGACGGUCGCCGCUCAAGACGCCCAAGUACCAGUCGCCGUACGUCCGGCGGGCACAGGGGAGCGAUGCGGCUCGCGGAGGCGGCGAGGCACUGCGAUUCGAGGAUCUGCGGCGCUGACGCGCUUUUGGUGUUUGUAAACAGCAGUUAGAUGCAA
Thecamonas trahens ATCC 50062 is the source of this 8161-nucleotide messenger RNA. RefSeq lists its product as uncharacterized. The record is from RefSeq and is a predicted model, not a curated record. The transcript has 2 exons. NCBI's taxonomy places the organism in Eukaryota, Apusomonadida, Apusomonadidae. The coding region runs from base 1 to 8124 and encodes 2707 amino acids.